GCCGUCUGCUGUAAAAAACCUAAACAUGCCUUAUGUAAUUUUAAAAGUAGGUUUCUUCUCAAAAACGUUUUUUUAAAUCUUCGCAAUUACACAAUUCACUCUUUUGAUUGCUAAUUUUAAGUUAAAAAUCAAGUAUAGCGUUUGGAUCAAUAUAUAAAAUCAUAAGGUUCAACUGUUGUGUUAAACAAAAAUAUUGAAUAUUCAGAUGACAUUUUAUAAUAACGUCUAUUUAUUAUAUAUGUUAUUUAUUUGAAAACCUAUUUAUGAUGUCUCGUCAUAUAUCUGCAUCACUGCUUAGGAGUUAUAACUGUAAUAUAUCUGCAUCAUUAUUUAGGAAUUAUAACUGUAAAUUAAAUCUUAGUUCAUCUCAUUUUGGUACUCCUCAUUUUAUCUCUUCAUCACUUCCUAAUAUCUGCUUCAAUCAUCGUCUUGAUAUAUCAACUGUACCUGAAAACAUUCAAGUUUCCAAAUAUGUUAAACCUUUUAUAAAUCAGCCUGUGGAAGAAAUUCUGGCUGGCACUGAAAAAAAAUCUAUCUCUGGACCAGAAUCAGUGUCUAUAUUAAAAGCUUUGAGAAUGCAAAUAUUAUUUAAAGGUGCUAGCCGAGAAAGUUUUAAAGAUGACUCAAGAUUUAAAAUUAUAUGUAAGGCUUUUGAGAAAAAUUGUAUGGAGAUGAAACCUAAUCUUAUAGUUUCAGGAUUGCGAAGUUUAUUGGAAGUAGGUGUUUCUACAAAUUCCUCAUAUGUUGUUUCAGCCCAAAAAAGUAUUCUAAGUAACAUUCAAAAUUUUUCUGCUUUUCAUGUAAUUGGCUGUCUUUAUUACCAUCACAAAUAUAUAGAGACAGAUUUACAAAAGAAAGUCAUAUUUCGAUUAAUUGAUCAGCUGGAGAAAACAGUGAAUGAAAUCUCAACAUCUGCUGAAGUUUUAAUGCUAGUGCAUAUUUUACACUUGUUUGAUAAGGAAUUUCAAAAGCAUUUAGAGCAAAAGAUUAUUGAUAUUUUGCCAUCUCUACAAGUUAAUGAAAUGUGCAAGUUGAUUUGCUUACUUGCUGAAAAAUCCAAUAGAAAUGUUCUCAUUUUAAAUAAUUUAGCUUUUUUCAUGCGUCAGAAACUUGAUAAACCAGAUUUAAGUGAAACGGUUGAUAUAUUUUAUGCCUUUAAGAAACUUAAUUUCUUUGAUCCUAAAUUAUUUGGCUAUCUCUUAAAUCAUUUUGAAGAUGAAAUUUCCUCUGUUAAACAAGCAUCAUUAAUCAGUGGACUAUUGACAGCUUGUGGACAUAUGAGAUGGAGGCAUACAGGUAUACUAGAAAAUUGUGGAAACUGGAUAAAAAAUAAUUUAAAUCAUUGCAAGUCUCGAGAAUUUAUAUCAUAUGUUUUAACUGUUGCUGCUCUUAACUUUUCUAACUUGCAAGUUAAAAUCAUUCUAGAAAAAAUCACACCUCAUUUCACUGUGAAAAAUAUUUCAUCGCCUGAUGCUUUGCUGAAUAUAACUUGGUCUUUAGGAAUAUUGGAUAGUGUACCAAAGGGACUUUUAUUGGAAGUUCUGUCUCCGGAGUUUUAUAAACCCUUAGUUGAACACUCAGACAUCCAAACAAAAGUGAGUAAUCAGCUAAAGUUGUUGAAUUUGAAAGGCAUUUUAAAGAAAAAUUACCCAGAAUUUAUUUUCGGAUGCGAUUUAUUCUUGGAUCCUAUUAAGUUGCCAGAAAGUUCUGUUAUUGAAAAAAGUCGUCAACAUGUUGUCAAUGUUUUGAGCAUUCUAAUUCCAAAAGAAAAAUUUUUAUCAGUAAAUCAAGUUAGUGACACUGGAAUUUUCAUAGAUGCUGAAUUCAUAUUGAAUGAAAAAGAGAAACCAUUACCAAUACAGGAAUUUGGUUUAGGUUUUAGAGAAAGUAAACCAAUUCCAGAUGGUUGUAAAAGGGUGGCUAUUCUUGUAAUGUUUCAAAAAGAUUUUACGCACUGUUCAAGAGAACUUACUGGAGUAAAUGCACUUGGUACAAGAUUGUUAAAAAAUGCUGGUUAUACAGUUAUUUAUAUUCCGUAUGAAGAAUUUUCCAAGACAAAGACUGAUGUACAGAAAGUAAAAUUUCUGUCAGAUAAAAUAAAAAAGGCUUUACAUAGCGGCUCAUGAAGAUUACUUUUGUACAGCUUUAAUUUAUUAUAAUGUAUUAAACUGUUGUUUUAUGCUGA
Argiope bruennichi is the source of this 2185-nucleotide messenger RNA. RefSeq names its product FAST kinase domain-containing protein 4-like. Gene Ontology annotation, biological process: regulation of mitochondrial mRNA stability. The coding region runs from base 264 to 2126 and encodes 620 amino acids. The transcript has 8 exons. NCBI's taxonomy places the organism in Eukaryota, Metazoa, Arthropoda, Arachnida, Araneae, Araneidae. The record is from RefSeq and is a predicted model, not a curated record.